AUGAAAUACAACGCAGUCCUCCCAUUUCUAAGUCUUGGAUUGGUUCCCACAAUCACCGCCUGGGGAACACUGGGUCAUCAAACAGUCGCAUAUGUAGCUACCAAUUUCGUGGCCGAUGGGACGAAGGAUUACUUUCAGAGUUUGUUGGGAAAUCGAUCGGAGAGUUAUUUGGCAGGGGUGGCGACGUGGGCGGAUAGCUUUAGGUAUACGAAGGCGGGGAGGGCUACGGCGCCGUGGCAUUUUAUCGAUGCGCUGGAUGAUGUUCCUAGGUCUUGUGGGGUGAAGUUUGCAAGGGAUUGUGGCGAGGAGGGUUGUGUUGUGGGAGCUAUUCUAAAUUUUACAAGUCAACUACUGAAUCCGAAUGUGGCGAAGUAUGAUAAAUAUAUUGCUGCAAAGUUUAUCGGAGACAUCCACCAACCCCUCCACGCCGAGAACAUCGACAUCGGAGGUAACAACAUCCACGUAAACUUCACCGGUAAACCCACCAACCUGCAUUCCAUCUGGGAUACCAGCAUACCGGAGAAACUCGUAGGAGGAUAUUCCAUAACCGAUGCUCAAGCCUGGGCCCGCGUCCUCACAACCGCGAUUCAAACCGGAAUAUAUCAAUACCAAGCGCAAUCGUGGCUUUACGGUAUGGAUAUCGGUGAUCCGUUAACGACGGCUUUGGGUUGGGCGAGGGACUCGAAUGCUUUUAUUUGUGAGACGGUUAUGCCGGAUGGAGCGGAGGUUUUGCAGGGUAGGGAGUUGGGGGAUGAGUAUUAUGAGGGGUGUGUGCCGGUGGUUGAAUUACAAGUCGCGCGCGCGGGAUAUAGACUUGCGGCUUGGUUAGAUUUGAUUGUUGGUGGUAUUAGGACGGAGUUGUAG
Messenger RNA from Sclerotinia borealis F-4128, 864 nucleotides. The record is from the annotation of a GenBank genome assembly. Lineage: Eukaryota; Fungi; Ascomycota; Leotiomycetes; Helotiales; Sclerotiniaceae.